AUGCAACCACUUCACUUGCCUUCUCGCCUAUCUGUCCACACUCUUCUACAAUGUGCCUACCGGCCCUUCUCCAACGAUCCCGCCCCGCCAAUUCCUCCCGUCUCCCCGACCUCCCAACAUCAUGACCUCCCUUCAUUCCUGGACUACGCUGCUCGAACUUCUCUUGACCGGACAAGUACCACGUACAUCGGUACGCAUUACGAGUAUACCGUUCUUCAAACCCUCCGCCGCUGGGCUCUCGAUCUAACCCGCAUAGGCGGCCGGAUGGACUCUGGGAUAGAUCUGGUGGGCACCUGGCAUUUGCCGGACUCAAACUCACAACCGCUACGCGUCAUCGUGCAAUGCAAAGCUUCGAAAAACAAAGUAGGCCCGAACAUAGUACGAGAACUAGAGGGGACUUUUGCCGGAGCACCGGUGGGAUGGCGUGGCCAGGGAAUACUGGGUAUGCUUGUUAGCUCAAGGGAGUCUACCAAGGGCCUGCGGACUGCGCUGUUGAAGAGUAGAUAUCCGCUGGUAUGGAUUUUCGCGGAACUAGACGGCCGUGUGCGGCAGAUUUUGUGGAAUAAACAGGCGAGUGAUGCAGGUUUGGAGGCGUUAGGAGCUGAAGUUCAGCAUUUUGAGGAUGGCGAGGACAAGACCGUGUCUUUAACCUGGAAUGGAGAGGCAAUUAAGGGUUUCUGA
Histoplasma mississippiense is the source of this 681-nucleotide messenger RNA. RefSeq lists its product as hypothetical. NCBI's taxonomy places the organism in Eukaryota, Fungi, Ascomycota, Eurotiomycetes, Onygenales, Ajellomycetaceae. Gene Ontology annotation, cellular component: mitochondrion. The transcript has a single exon. Bases 1 to 681 code for a protein of 226 amino acids. Gene Ontology annotation, molecular function: nucleic acid binding. The record is from RefSeq and is a predicted model, not a curated record.